Messenger RNA from Zea mays, 4396 nucleotides. RefSeq lists its product as uncharacterized. The coding region runs from base 1791 to 4112 and encodes 773 amino acids. The transcript is spliced from 13 exons. NCBI's taxonomy places the organism in Eukaryota, Viridiplantae, Streptophyta, Magnoliopsida, Poales, Poaceae. Gene Ontology annotation, cellular component: transcription factor TFIID complex. The record is from RefSeq and is a predicted model, not a curated record. Gene Ontology annotation, molecular function: RNA polymerase II general transcription initiation factor activity; DNA binding; protein heterodimerization activity. Gene Ontology annotation, biological process: transcription initiation at RNA polymerase II promoter.
ACCAACACCCAACAAUUUGUACUACUGCGACAAAGCAGUUUCAGGACACCCCGCCGCCCCGAAUCGCCACCUCCAGGGCACCAAUCACCAGCUCGCCCGCGCCAUCUGGUAUGACUCUAUCCGCCACCAACCAAGGUCAGCCGGCAACCCUCCCCUUCCCCGUCCUGGUCCGUCGCUUCUUCUCCUCUCUGGUUGGCGUGUUUCGUCGAACACUGUCUGCCACCGCGCUCGUGUCCGUUCAGGUCUUUCCGGUUGACUCCUCUGUUUCCUUCGUCGGCAGAAAAGCAUGGCGACGCUUCCUCCCUCCUCUGCCUGACGACACCCUCGCCAAGAGCAUUUGUCACCACUUCGUCCGCCCGCAUCUAAAUUAGCGGAGCGCAAAAGGAAAUAUAGGUAUGGCUGAAAAAAUAAAAAACGGUAAGAAACAAGAAUCAAACCAACGACCUACAUCUAAAAGUAUAGAAGCUCAUCCAUUGCACCAAAUCUUCAUAUAUGACUAUAAUGGAAGAUAUAAAUGUUUUAUAAAUUUAGGUAUGACUGAUGCUAUACUAAGCCAUAAUAAAUUUUCCAAACAUCAUCUAAAGUUAUAUUGUUUAGGCGAUAAAACGUGAUUAGACGCUAGAACGUGCGAACGUUUUAGUAAAGUAACUUAACGUUCUAGUAAAGUAACUUAAACGCGUUUUAGCCUAUCUGCAACUGUUACCCCUAAUUUUUUUCCCCUAUAUCACUUUUCCCUCUAUUUUUUCAUCUCCCGCAGCGAUUCUCCCUAAAUACUUCUCCUAUACCCCAUUACAACUAUAAAAUAUCAUUUUCUAUAUUAACUAUCAAUUUUUUAUCUACUAACAAUUAUUCGUGGACCCACAAUACAGUGUUUAGUGGAUAAACAAUGACACGCUAAAUCUGGGGGAGAGACAAGGGAGCCGGCACGUAAAGGAUGUUGUAGGGGCAGCGCUGCGGCCGUAGAGUACCCUUUACAGAUGCCAUGAAGGGGAGGGGAUGCGGAGGGGCAGCUUUGCAGGCAGCCUUAGACCAACUCCAGCAGUGUGCGACUCCGUAUCCCUAAAACGCGCGGCCGACACAUUCUCUCUCAUCUCCGUAUCCGGCUCCGUUUCCAGCAACACUCCCCAUCCCACUCCGCAUGCAGUCUAUGACACCUGGGCCCCGCCAGCAGGCGCGCGCGCACGCAGAGAGUUGCGGAGAGGAGAGAGAAAGUGUGGAAAUGGGGAGCGCAGGGACACGGCGUCCAUUUUGCGGAGAGGGAUGCGGAGUCUGCUGGAGCGCGCAACAGUGCCUCAGACCGCGCAAAAUGGGGAUGCGGAGUCGGAUACGGAGUCUUGCUGGAGUUGGUCUUAGGGCGUGGGCGUUUUACUCGUUCCGUAGUCGUUCUAGUCAUUAGUGGACCUUUUUACAGCCAGCGCGCGUGGAGGCCUCCUCUCCUGAGCCAGCGCGUGGAGCUCUCCCAGACGGCCGCCCUCCUCAGCCAGCUGCCCACAACAGUCAGCCGACCGGCACAGGUACGCCGCCGGCCCUCCUCCCUCCUCCCUCUGCCCACAGUCCACUGCGCCGCGCCGCCCCGCCGCGCCCUCCACCGACCUGUGACCUCUCACCUCUGCGGCUCCCCUCCUCCCUCCGCAAGACCAGCAGCCAGUGCGAGUGUGGUGUGCCCGUCAAGUGCGGCAAGUGCGGCAGGGCGACCGUCGACGCGGGCACCCUACGCAAGCCUUCUUCUCCAGGGCGUCGUUUGCCAGCGACGAGCACCACCAGGUGCUUUGUGCUAGGAUAGCAGUGCUAUGUCAAAAGCUCCAGAUGAUCAUUUGCAAGCAACUGAGCAGGAAGGAAGUGUCCAUUCAAGUCAACAAGCAGGGCAACAACAUGUGAAUACAGCAGACCAGUUCUCAAAAACAGAACUAACUGAAGGUUCAAAAAUUGAACAGCCUGUCCAAGUAGAGCAACAGAGUUCCCACCUACAACAAGCAUAUCCAGAAAUUCAACUACAGCAGGCUGAAACAGAUAGCUUCCAGUUAGCUGAAAAAGAAACAGGGUAUUUUGGUCAACAGAGUUCUGCAGGCGCCAAGGUGGAUGUAGCCCAGCCUUCAGUAGUUCAGCAGAAUGCAAAGCAAACUGUUGGUCAACAAGCAUCAUCUGGUACCCAGGAUACAAAGAAAGGACCAUCGAUACCAUUUAAUAUGUUAAUUCCAAUCCUACAGGCACAUCUUGACAGAGACAAAGAUAUGCAGCUUCAAACUGUUUGGGCAAAACUUAGGCGUAAUGAAGUCAACAAAGAUGAUUUCUUAAGAGUUAUCAGGAAUAUUGUUGGGGAUCAAAUGCUCAAGCAGGCAGCUCAUAAAGUUUUUGUACAGAUGCAAGCACAGGCGCAAAGAAAUAGCCAGGCAAAUUCAAGUCAGCAGUCUUUAUUCUCUCAACUUUCUGCACAGCAGAUGGCUUCCAGUGGUUCAGCACAGUUACAUGAUCAGAAAAUUCGGCCACCUGGACCACCCAACCAAGGCCAGAAAAACCAGGUGUCAUCUUCACCUCAGGCUUUUGCACCACCAUCAGGCACCCAACCGCAGAAUAGUGUACACUAUCUUGCUCAUGAUAACCCUAACCAAAACCCUGAUGCAAAGGGAACAAAUGUUGUACCAAAUCAACCAUCUAGAAUGAACACAUCAGUUCCAUUGCAAACAAAGAACAAACAGCAUCAACCAACACAGUUGCAGCAGGCCUCACAACAAAUAUAUGGAGCAAGUAAUCCUGGUGCCCAGGCUUACCCUCGGUCAAUCACUGGUUCUCUUAGAUCACCGAGUCUUGUUCCAGAAACACAGCCAUCCAUGCAUGCUCCUGGAAUGGCUCCUGCAAAAAUGGUUCCUCCUCCUACUCAUCCAAUGAUGCAGCACAAUGCAACUGCAUGGCAAAUGCAUCAAAACAGGGAAUUGAAAACUAACGCUCCCCCUCCAAAUGCUAAUAUGAAGCAAAAUUCUGAAUCUGUUGGCAAAGUACGCAUGGCUGGCACAGGAAAUUCUUCAGCUAAAGGAAAGCAGGGAACUCCUAACUCUACACCAAAUGCUAGUGGAGGUACAAAGAGUAGCAAGAAAUCGGGUGGGCAGAAGAAAUCAUUGGAAGCAGCAGGCUCUAUGCAACCUUCAAGCAAAAAGCAGAAGACAUCUGGAGGCUCCCAGGAACAAAGUAUCGAUGAACUAAAUGAUGUCACAGCCGCUAGUGGUGUUAAUAUUAGGGAAGAGGAAGAACAGUUACUGUCUGCCCCUAAGGAAGAGAGCCUUGCCUCACAAGAAGCACGAAGAAUUGCAAAGGAAGAAGAAGAAAAUCUUUUCCUACGUAAGGGUCCACUUCUGAGGAAACUAGCAGAAAUCGCUCAGAAAUGUGAUCUGAAAAAUAUUAGUGACGAUGUGGAAUAUUGUUUAUCAAUGUGUGUGGAGGAGCGAUUGCGAAGACUCAUAAGUACUCUCAUACGAGUCUCAAAACAGAGAAUCGAUACUGAAAAGACCGGACAUCGACUAGUUAUUACUUCAGAUGUUGGUCGUCAAAUUUUACAGAUGAACCAGAGAGCUAAGGAAGAAUGGGAUAAGAAACAAGCAGAAGAAGCUGACAAGAACAAGAAACAAACUGAGGCUGAUGGCAGUGGUGCUACAGAAUUGGAAAAAGAAAAAGAAGAAAGUCGCCCAAAGAACGUCAAGCCCAACAAGGAAGAAGAUGAUAAAAUGAGGGCGAAUGCUGCAAACGUCGCUGCCCGGCAAGCAGUUGGAGGAAGUGAUAUGCUCUCAAAGUGGCAGUUGAUGGCUGAGCAAGCCAGACAGAAGCGAGAAGGCAUUGAUGUGUCUGCUGCUUCACAGCCAGGCAGAGGGCCAGGUUCCAGGCAAUUAUCCAAAUUUGGGAAAGGUCCUGGUGAGCACCCAGAAGGUUCAAAGAGGAGCCAUUCGAUGGCAUUCGGAACUGGAGGCAUGAAAAGACCCGGCAGGACAGCGUUUGCUGGUCCACAGCGAUUGAUCUCCGUGAAGGAUGUCAUUUGUGCCCUUGAGAGGGAGCCUCAGAUGACAAAAUCAAGGCUAAUCUACCGGCUGCACGAGCGAUUGCCUGUAGAUUCUACCGUAGAUUAGACCGGAAUAGUCAUAUACUUUAUUGUGGGCAUGCCCAAUUGCCCUUGCAUGGUAUUGAACAGCGAAGAAGCAUACCCGCCACUCCCAUUUGUUGUGCUUUGGAGCGGCACUGUAUAUUGGUGUAAAAUUUGUAUCGCAAAGGCGGCGAAUUACCAGCAAAAAAGGGUUUCUGUACAAAAUUCACUGUAAGCGGGGUCUGGCAUUUGCCUUUUCUGCAACCACGUCUGUGAGGUUAUUUCUAGCAGACUACUCAUCUCAAUAUCUAUAUUUUUAAGGGUUAAUUA